AUGGAUUAUUUACAGCCUGGAUUUGACCCGUCUUCAGUCACGGUGGCGAAGCUCAGGAACAUAUUAAAUUCACACAAUGUUUUGUAUCCAAGCAGCGCCAAAAAGUCAGAGUUGGUGGAAAUUUUUCAAGAUGAGAUUGCGCCAAAAGCGUCUACAUUACUUGCUGAAUACAACGCAAGAAUUGGCAACUCUCAUGAUCACGGAUUUCUCAAUGCUACUGACAAUGACGAGGAAGCAGAUGAAAGGGAAGACAAAUUGACACCCAGGGGAGAUAAAAAGACAAAAAAGAGUAGCACUGCUGAACCUACUCCCGAGAAGUCCAAAAUCAACACUGAUCAUGCCAAAGUCGUAAAACCCAAGGUCAAGAAGGAAUCCAAAAACAAAGAUGACAAAGUUUCAACAAGGAGGAAUAAGAAACGAGUUGAAAAAGAGGAGCAGAGGGAAAAAGAGAGUGAAAUAAAGACAGAAGAACACACUGAACAUGAAACUUCUAAAGCAGAGGACGAAUCAGAGAUUGAUGAUUCCGAAUCCGAUGCCACGGAAAAUCUCAGCUCUUUUAGCGAUCAAAAUGUCUUUCAAUCAAGGAAAGAGUCUUCCAAACCAUCAAGAAAGAGAAAGUUGAACAAUAAAGAUGACGAAGAAUCUGCAAAGAGAUUGAAAUCACCAACUGCCACAAGCAACAAAUCGCGCAUUACCAAAUCUCCAAGCAAGUCAAUCUUUGAUGACAGUGACUCUGAUAUUCUCAACUAUUCGUCAUUGGACAAGAAGGAGCAUGACAAAAGUUUUUCUCAAGAGAAGCAAGCAAAAGAUCUUACCACACAAUCUCCCCGGACACCUUCAACAAAGCCUAAUAAGGCGUUGCCUGUAUCCACCACCCAACAAAAGUCAUUCAAUUCAUUGCAAGAGGAAAUGGAUAAUUUUGAUAAGCAGUUGAACAUAGUUAAACAGAGACACAGUUCCAACACUCCUAUAAAGACUGAGAAAGAUGCGAAGUCAAAGUCACGACGCACUACCCAAUCACCCACAGUCGACAAUGAUUUGGCAAAACUGUUGGGAAUCACAAUACAAGGGUUUCAACCACCGGUUGUUCCUGCGCAGUUGCAACAGGUCAAUCAGAAUGUUAAUCUGGGUGAUGAUGCUGCGUCAGUUGGAAAUAGUCAAGGAUUGUACAAUUUGCAGAGCGAACAACGUAAUGGCAGUGCGCAAGAAUUGAGUAGCAACGUGAGAUCUACAAGCAGAGACUUUACUCCAACAAGAGCAAUUAUGGUUGAUGAUCAAGGAGAAGGGAAAUCUACAAAAACACCCACUUCUACGUCAAGUAAAAAGAAGAAGAAGACUUCUCAAACUCCAAGCAAACAUACUACACCAGUCCCAAAAGCAACACCAAAAUCGAGCGAAUCAUCAAGGAGAAGUGUCACACCAAAAUCAGCCAAGAAGACACCCAGGAUAAGAACACCACUUGGGAAGCUUGCAUUGACACCUAAACCAAGAUUGUUGUCGCUCAACUCAACCCAAAAUAUUCUGGAUUCCGAUGAUGAUGAUGACGAGGAGAAGAGGGAGGUUGAGGAGGAAGAACAAAAACUGACCAUUGACAAUAGCCAGGCCGAUGUGGAGCACUCUAUUGAAUACACUGAUGGUUUAUUCCUGGUUUCUACAGCCAUCACCUUUGUUACUUGGAUUCUGGUCAUUUUGUCUGCAUUGUUUGGAUACUGGUACUAUGAACAAAAGUACUUGGUUGGCUACUGUGGACAAGAGAUUGAUCAACCCACAUUUGAAGAUUCAUCCGUUACAUUGAUUGAGAAACUUGGCAAUGUCCUUGAUACCUAUUGCAAACCCAGUUGCGUCCCUUGUCCACCACAUGCUCGAUGCUUUACCAAUUUAGAGUUGGGAUGUUUUGAAGAUUUCAUGGAGCACAAGCCAUGGUACGACUUUGUUUUACCAGGACACAAGAAAUGUGUGCCCGAUACGAAAAAAGCCGAGAAAUUGGAGAUUAUGAUCGAUGUUGCACUCGAUUUGUUGCGCAGCAGAAACGCAGCUGUUGAGUGCGGUGUAGGCUCUGAUGAUGUCAAAAGUGGAAUUUCUGUGCAAGAAUUGCAUGAUUUGUUGUUGUCGAUGAAGGCGCCAUACAUCACUACUGAGGAAUUUGAGGAACUUUGGUCGAGAUCAAUUGUUGAAUUGAAAAAAGAACCCGAUAUCACGUUAAGGCAAAUCAGACUUGCAGAUUUACCGCCAGGACAAUCCCCAUCUAACACUAACAACUCGGAAGGCAAGGUUCAGGACAAAAUCGAAAUUCUUCGAUCAACGUCCUUAUCAAACAUUAGCUUGAAAUGUCAAAUCCGCAGCAGUAUAAUGGGAAACAUUUCUCGAUACAAAUAUUGGAUACUAACAUUAGUAUUAUCAGUGAUUGCAUUCAAGGCUAUACAAUUUAAAUUUAGACGACACCAAUUGGAAAAGAUCAAGAUUGACAUUUUGUAUCAAGAAGUAUUGGACAAGUUGGCAAAUCAAGCCAGAAUUGCUAGUGAAAACUCCAGCAUUAAUCGAUACAUUGGUGCUAAUCAAUUGAGGGAUUUGAUUUUGAGUAGCGAAGACGAUUUGAGUGAGCGUGUAAGGUUGUGGAACUUUGUUGGGAAUAAAGUGGAGCACAAUACAAAUGUUGUGAGCAGGAUUACAGAGAAUCACGGUGAAAUUAUGAAAGUUUGGGAGUGGAUAAGCGAUGAGAAUAGAUGA
Molecule: messenger RNA, 2727 nt
Organism: Lodderomyces theae
Lineage: Eukaryota; Fungi; Ascomycota; Pichiomycetes; Serinales; Debaryomycetaceae
Exons: 3
Coding region: 1-2727 (908 amino acids)
Cellular component (GO): nuclear inner membrane
Molecular function (GO): chromatin binding
Source: RefSeq, a predicted model, not a curated record